This is a messenger RNA of Amoebophrya sp. A120, 389 nucleotides long. Lineage: Eukaryota; Dinophyceae; Syndiniales; Amoebophryaceae. The record is from the annotation of a GenBank genome assembly.
AUGAUCGUCCAGGAUGAACUUGUGAUGCAAACUCAGCCAGUGAAAGAGAUUUUUUGGGGUAGUUCUUUUCCAUGUGAGGACAAGAAGUCAGGGAGAAGGGAAGUUCUUGUUGCGCACUGUGAUAUGGCAUAUGACAGUGCACAACUCCCCCUCCCCCUCAUUUGUCAUGCAAAAUACCCAAUCCACCCUUGGCCUCUUGGCAUUGUUUGCAUGACAAGUUCUGGUAUCCCAAAUAGCACUGUAAUCCAGUGUAAAUCUGUCAUGCAAAGGCGGCAUUUUUGCUGAUGCUUGUAUUGCUGUUCAUGCAAUACAAAUGAGGGGGAGGGGGAGUUGUGCACUGUGAUAUGGCAGAGUGCUCUUCUACUACCGGGCGUGGGAUAGUUUGCUGA